AUGGUCGACUCUUCUAACAAUUCGCUAUUACAGAUUGUUUUACACAUUGAAGAUGGUAAUGGUUUCACAUUCAUAGAUCAAACAGCUAAAGUUUAUUUUGUAGCAACAUUAAAUGGUAUUUCGUUAGAUUCUGUACCAGUUGAAGCUGGUAAGCCUACUGAAUUUAAUACGGAGCUGGUUUGGGAGGUUAAGAGAAAGGACUUGAGGGAAUUAAAACUCAGUAAUAAAUCUAUAAAAGUAGAAUUUUUCUCAAUAAAAAAAGAAGAACACAUAAAAUUAGGAUACCUAAUGGUAUGUUUGAAAAGCGCCCCAUCUGUUCUACCUGGUACUUCAGAAAUAUAUAAAAAAUCGUGGUCUAAACUGCUUGGUGUAAGCUCCACUAAUAGAGUAUUUCCAACCAGAAAUAUUAUGGCAAGUUUUUAUUGA
Ctenocephalides felis (cat flea) is the source of this 426-nucleotide messenger RNA. RefSeq names its product centrosomal protein of 120 kDa-like. The transcript is spliced from 4 exons. NCBI's taxonomy places the organism in Eukaryota, Metazoa, Arthropoda, Insecta, Siphonaptera, Pulicidae. The record is from RefSeq and is a predicted model, not a curated record. The coding region runs from base 1 to 426 and encodes 141 amino acids.